Cladocopium goreaui is the source of this 1420-nucleotide messenger RNA. Lineage: Eukaryota; Dinophyceae; Suessiales; Symbiodiniaceae. The record is from the annotation of a GenBank genome assembly.
UGACGCGAUAGCAGAGCUGAUGUAACCGGUGCAGCCUGAGCAAUGGGAACAUGCGACGGAGCCGCUGGAGGACGUGCUUGGGUUGUCGUGACGCUGCUGUGGAUGCUGCAGUCCACAGCAGCAGGUUCGUUGGACAAACGUUCGAAUGCUCGAAUGCAAAGCUGCUUUGCUGCUGGGAAGCUCUUGGACCUAACGAAUGGAAGCGUUGGCCUGCCAAACUGUGUCGAGCGCUGUGUCCCGCCAGCGGAGAGGAGCGUACAGGCUGAAGGUCUUGGCUUUUGCAUGCUGCCUGUUGUGCGCACAGAAGCCUUUGAUGUUUCCUUCACCCUCGAGCUACGCAACGUGAGCCUCAAACAUCUUCCGUCCCCUGAGCAGCUGCGAUUGCAAGUCCCGGUUGCCUUGGGCCAAGCUUUGCAGGUGCCUCCAGCCGAUGUGCUGGGAGAGGUGAUGGUGAGAGAUUCCAGCUCGUAUGACAGCCACACUCUUCACUCCUUCAAGCUGCGGCGCCGCGAUGAAACGGACGAGCCAGGUGACGAGCCAACUGAGAUCCCGCCAAAGGUCUCCAAAAAUUUGGGCAUUUCAAGCAUGUCAGGCAGGAACCAGUCAGAAAAGACUGGCUCAGGCGGUGGCAAAGAGAAAGACAGUCUGGUUGGUGUCCGCGGCAAGCCAAAGCAUCCAGGCCCUGCGUUCAGCCCGUGCAGGAGUGGCUUUUGCAACAUGUAUCUCACAAUGCGAUGUGAAGUCUGGCGGAUUGCCAGCGCACCUGGCGUGGAGCUGCCAGACAGCUCUUUGAUGACCGCUUUGCAGCAACGAUCCUCAGAGGAUGUGAUCGAGAAGCUCGGGUUGAGUGGAAACUGGAGCGUCCUGCAGCUCAACACUGCAACACGGCCGAAAGGCUCGACACCGUUGGAGGUGGUACGAGCCGAUCCGGUGUUCCGUUUCUUGGGGUUGCCAUGGAACUACGAUCCGCUGCAAGGCAAUCUGACUGGCAAAUGGAGUGAGUUUGGUGGCAUCGACCCCCGCUUCAAGUACGAAGAGAAAGCCAUGCAGCAGAUUCUUAUCGCCUUCUUUGUAUUGAUCGCCCUGGCUUUCGCAAUUGCAGGUCAGCAGAAACUAGGUCCACUAUCGUCUGUCAGUUAUUCUGACAGCGCAGACUGGCAGUCGGUUGGAGGCAUGCAGAAUCGCACCUUCAGGCGACCUUGGCCUAUGCGCAAAGAGACUCGCAAAAUGUUGGGAUUGCGGACUGCCUAGCAGCCUAGCACUGCACGCCUGACAAUCGGUAAAUCAUGCACGCUAUGAAAGCUGAGUUGGGCAAAGUUGCCCCAACUUUGUACAAAGAUGUGUGCGCCAGAGUCUAGUGAGUCUAGUGGCCUGCAAUUGCAGUUUCAUUGCGCACGCCAGCUGCUAUUUGUGCGCAAAA